Gambusia affinis (western mosquitofish) is the source of this 3301-nucleotide messenger RNA. It is a transcript of the gene pxk, whose product is annotated as PX domain containing serine/threonine kinase. Gene Ontology annotation, cellular component: extrinsic component of endosome membrane; late endosome; early endosome. Gene Ontology annotation, biological process: early endosome to late endosome transport; endosome to lysosome transport; protein targeting to lysosome. NCBI's taxonomy places the organism in Eukaryota, Metazoa, Chordata, Actinopteri, Cyprinodontiformes, Poeciliidae. The transcript has 18 exons. Gene Ontology annotation, molecular function: actin binding; protein kinase activity; phosphatidylinositol binding. Bases 210 to 1940 code for a protein of 576 amino acids. The record is from RefSeq and is a predicted model, not a curated record.
GAAGAAAAAAAGAAAACUGUUGUUGAUACUUUUCCUCCAGACUCACAGGUGGCGCUGUCGCUAUGCCACAGCAUUGACUUAUGCUGGCUAGCAGUUCGGCUAACUGAUAGCUGGCUGUUGGAACUCCUCCGGCGCUCAGCGGAGUUCCGCCUCGGUGUCACUGAUAGACAAACGCUUUGGUUCCCACGUCCACUGUCUAUCCGUCCGGGAUGUCUGUCCUGGAGAAGUCCCCGACCCCCGGCAGGCUGUUGCUGGACGACACGUUGCCGCUGAUGGCGUUGAUCGAAGCCAGCCAGAACCUUCAGUCCCACACGGAGUACAUCAUCAGAGUCCAGAGGGGCGUGUCUUCAGACAACAGCUGGCAGAUUAUUCGCCGCUACAGCGACUUCGACAUCCUGAACAGCAGCCUGAUGGUGUGUGGAAUCAGUCUGCCGCUCCCUCCAAAGAAACUGAUCGGAAACAUGGACAGAGAGUUCAUCGCAGAGAGGCAGAGGGGACUGCAGGCCUACCUGGACUCCAUUACCCAGCAUCCCCUGAUCUGCACUUCUCUGUUUGUCAAGAAGUUCCUCGACCCCAACAACUACUCAGCCAACUACACAGAAAUUGCUCUGCAGCAAGUCUCCAUGUUCUUCAGGUCAGACCCAAAGUGGGAGGUCCUGGAGCCCCUCAAAGAUAUGGGAUGGAGAAUAAGGAAGAAAUAUUUCCUGAUCAAAAAUAAGGAGCAGCCUAAAGAGCACUUCCUGCUGAGCUGGGUGGAUCUGGGUCCUGAUAAGUUCCUCUCAGACAAAGACCUGCAGUCGGCGCUGAAGCUGCUCUCCAACCCGUCUACGCCGUAUCUGAGUCCGCUGCUGUUCUCCAGCACCAGCGAGUCUUCAGCUCUGCUCAUCCGGCCCUUCAGUGAAAGAGGCUCCCUGAGGGACCAGAUCUGCAAGGUGAAACCCAGAGAGAGUCACCUGAAGAAGUACUGCAACCCCAAGAAGAGCCAGAGCCUGGAGCUGGAGCAGAUCCAGCUGUUCGGCCGUCAGAUUCUGGAGAGCCUGAAGCUUCUCCACGACAGCGGCCUGUUCUUCGGCCAUCUGCACGCCUCCAACGUCAUGGUGGACGACGGCGUGUGUCGGCUGGUGGAUGUGGAGAACGGCAUUCUGGGAGUUCCCUCUGUCCUGAGGCCGGCCUUCACGCAGCUGAGGAAGAUCAACACCACAGAAAGCAUCGACGUGUUCUGCUUCGGGCAUUUACUCUACGAGAUGACGUACGGCCGGCCGCCGGACAGCGUCCCGCUGGACCAGUUCCCGUCCGCCCCCCACGCCGCCGUGGUGUCGGUUCUGCAGUCCAUCCUGUCCACAGACGCCUGCAAGAGCGGCAUGCCGACGGUGCCGGCGCUCAUCCAGACUCCGCUCUUCAGUGACGUCAAGCUCAAACACUCAGAAAAACUACAGAUAAAGAUUCCCAGCCGCCUGAAGGAGGCGCUGAAGUCGGCAAAGGGAAGUUUGGAGAAGCGGCUGCAUGAAGAGCAGAGGAUGCUGCAUCAGCACCGGCGGCUGACCCGAGCUCAGUCUCACUACGGCUCCGAAGAGGAGAAGAAGAGGAGGAAGAUCCUGGCGAGAAAGAAAUGCAGACAGUCGACGUGUGAGAACGAAGAGGACGUCUCUGUCCGAAACAACAACAACUCUGGUUCAGGAGCCAGUUCACCUCCCACCUGUCCUUCUUCCCCCGCCCCUCCUCUCGCUACAGGGUCGACUCCUCCUCCAGCUCCUCCUCCAGCUCCUCCUCUGGCUCCUCCUCCAGCUCCUCCUUUGGCUCCGCCCCCAGCCACAGCAUCGGACUCUCCCUCCUCUCCUCCUCCUCCGGGUCGGGCCGCGCUGCUCAGCUCCAUCCAGACCUUCAGCAAAGGCAAGCUGAAGAAGGCCGACACUGCGGACCGCAGCACGCCACGGUUCUGACCCGAACAGUUGCCGCGGCGACCGGCCGUCAGCACUGUGCUCGCUCUGUCCCAGAGAUGUGAAAACAAUCACUAAGAGAAAAAAAAUCCAAGUUCCUUUGAUCUGUUCCUGCUUCUGAUGCCUUUUAAUGGUUUUAGUCUGUUGGAGCGAGGAAACGGGUCAGAACUGCACAAUAUCCAGCAGCCGUCGAUCUUUGGCGCUUUUUUGUUUUUAAAAGAGAGAGACAUCUGGAUGUUGUUGGGACUUUUCUUUCAGCAAACCAGAGUCCAGUAGCAAUCAAAAAAACGUCCAGGAAGCUGCCAAUUCUUCAUUUACUUUUUUUUUUUUUUUUUUUUUUUUUUUGCACAUUAGGAAAAACCGAAAGGAGUAAAUUCCUCCCAAAUGUUUUCUAUAAUUUAGAACAAAAGGUCCAAUCUUAGAGUAUUAACUUAUUAAUGAAGUUGUGACUUUAGGAGAAAUAAAGUGAAUAUUUUAUGUGUUGAAUGUCCAAAUUCAGACAGAUGGAUGUCUUCCAGCCGAUGCUGGACUAAAACGACAGAAACAAUCAACAGUAGACAUGGUUCUCCCUCCAUACAGCCGAUCUGCUCUGAAGUUUACCCUCAGCUGUGUCUGUCAGGCUUAGUUAACCCUCAGCAGUGUCUGUCAGGCUUAUUUAACCCUCAGCUGUGUCUGUCAGGCUUAGUUAACCCUCAGCAGUGUCUGCCAGGUGCAGCAGGUUGGAUAGAUGAAACCUGACAGGAUGUUCAUUGUGUCCAACAGUUGUAGAAUGUUAAUUUCAGAGUCCAGAAGUCGUUUUUCAUGCAUUUUUGUUAAAAUGUUUUAUUGUUUUUGUGCCAUAUGGAUUACAUCGUGCCGAUGGAGAUCUUGAAUGUUUUUGGGGUUUUUUUAUUGCAUGUGACAGUUUCAUACAUAGAGGACUUUAUAUUCAACUCCUGUGGUGAUGACGACGGCCACGUUGGAGACAGGUUUUUUGUUUGAAAUCAAACCAAGUUCUUGCUAGAAUCCUAAAUGAUUUAUUUUGGAUCAGUGCAAUCCGGGCUGGUCCAGAACCGUCUUUAAAUGAUCUCAGAAUGAUCUCUGUGCAGCACUUUAGAGGUUCGGUCCAGAUGACUGUUUUUAUUCACAGAGGCAGCAUUGAACUGCAUACUCUAAGAAGUUUACUGGAUUUGCAGUUGAUUUUUUUUUUUUCCUUUUCUUUUUUGAGUAAUUACGUUAAAAAAAUUGCUUCAUAUGAAUGAAAACUCGCCUAAAAAACGGUUCAGGGAAACAAUGAGUCGUGUAUUGCACAUGCUUGUAUUUGAUUGCACCAUUUAAUGGGGUGAAUUUAAAAUGCUUAAAUAAAAACAGAUUUCUUUACAAUA